CAAGCCCCGGAGCAUCCUUCCAAGGUCCUCGUUAUUUAUAACUACAUUCAUACCCAUAGCUGACUAGCUACUAAAUUUCUUCGACGUUCUUUUUCUUCAUUUUAUUGUUGUUAUCGCUGACACUAAUACUAAUACUUUAUCUAUCUAGGCUAUCAUCCAUAUAUUUCGUCUUUUACUUACAUCUCCUGAAUACCUAGAUAUUACUAAAAAAACUACUAUCAAAAUGGUUGGUCUUGGUCCUCGAAAGCCACCAUCCCGAAAGGGAUCUAUGGCCGAUGUGCCAAAAGAUCUUCUAGCCGAAAUUAAGAAGUUAGAAGAUCAAUUCACUGUUGGUACCGAUAAGCUUAAGGAAAUCACCAAGCAUUUCGUAUCCGAGCUUGAGAAGGGUUUGAGUGUUGAAGGGGGUAGUAUCCCUAUGAACCCUACUUGGGUUAUGGACUUCCCGGAUGGAUCCGAGACAGGAACUUAUCUGGCUCUGGAUAUGGGCGGUACUAACCUACGUGUUUGUGAGAUUACUCUGACGGAUAACAAGUCUGAGUUCGACAUCAUCCAGUCCAAAUACCGUAUGCCUGAGGAGCUUAAGACCGGGGAGUCUGAGGAACUUUGGGAAUACAUUGCCGACUGCUUGAAGCAGUUUAUCGAGACCCAUCACGGUGAACUUCCCGCAUCACAAGGGAAAAUCCCGCUAGGUUUUACCUUCUCGUACCCGGCUACUCAGAACUAUAUCGACGAGGGUGUUCUCCAACGAUGGACCAAGGGUUUCGACAUCAACGGCGUUGAAGGCCGUAACGUUGUGCCACUACUAGAAGCUGCGCUGGACCAACAGGGAGUUCCUAUCAAAGUUUCGGCUUUGAUCAACGACACCACUGGUACACUUAUUGCAUCUGCCUAUACCGACCCCAAGAUGGCUAUUGGAUGUAUUUUCGGAACGGGUUGCAAUGCGGCUUACAUGGAAAACUGCGGCUCUAUCCCCAAGCUGGCCCACAUGAACCUAGACCCGAGUCUUCCAAUGGCGAUUAAUUGCGAGUGGGGUGCUUUUGACAAUGAACACAAAGUCCUCCCGCGAACUCCUUAUGAUAUCGUUAUUGACAAAGAAUCACCUCGACCAGGCCAGCAAGCUUUCGAAAAGUGCAUUGCUGGUCUUUACCUCGGCGAGAUUUUCCGUUUGAUUUUGGUAGAUUUGCAUGAUAACAAGGACGUUCACAUUUUCGAGGGACAAGACAUCAAAUACCUUCGAAAGGCUUACACUCUUGAUUCAUCCUUCCUCUCAGCCAUUGAGGACGAUCCCUUUGAGAACUUGCAAGAAACUGCGGAUCUAUUCCAAGACAAGCUCCGCUUAGCUUGCACUCGUCCCGAGCUUGAAUUGAUCCGCCGAGCGGCCGAACUGAUCGGCACACGUGCGGCUCGUCUUUCGGCAUGUGGAGUUGCUGCUAUUUGCACCAAGAAGAACCUGCAACCGUGCCACGUGGGUGCUGACGGUUCCGUCUUCAACAAGUACCCACAUUUCAAGGCCCGAGGUGCCCAAGCCCUCCGAGAGAUUCUCGAUUGGCCGGCUAAGAAGACUAUAAGGGAGGAGGACCCUGUUGAGAUCCUCGCUGCCGAAGAUGGAAGUGGUGUUGGUGCUGCAGUUAUUGCUGCUCUUACGCUGAAGAGAGUGCAGAAAGGCAACAUUGCCGGUAUCCUACACCCCGAAAACUUCAAAUAAAUAGAGGUGGAUUGAAGACACGGUGUGGCUCAUCUGCAGAUAAAAAGGAAGCAACAGCAAUGUCCCCUUAGAAGGAUAGACAUAGAAAAAGACCGACCGAACGCGUCAGAAAAGUAAUUGGGGCCUGGUUAUAGGACUAGAAUUAAGAUGCGAUAUGGAUUUAUCCCAUAAGGGUACAAGUCGGGAGUCGAUAUUCUGUCAUGGGUUAGCUUGCUAUCAAGAAAAAAAAAAGUUGGAAGAAAAAUCGUGAUUGA
This is a messenger RNA of Hypoxylon trugodes, 1959 nucleotides long. RefSeq names its product hexokinase. NCBI's taxonomy places the organism in Eukaryota, Fungi, Ascomycota, Sordariomycetes, Xylariales, Hypoxylaceae. Gene Ontology annotation, molecular function: glucokinase activity; D-glucose binding; ATP binding. The record is from RefSeq and is a predicted model, not a curated record. Gene Ontology annotation, cellular component: cytosol; mitochondrion. Gene Ontology annotation, biological process: glucose 6-phosphate metabolic process; intracellular glucose homeostasis; glycolytic process. Bases 224 to 1705 code for a protein of 493 amino acids. The transcript has 6 exons.